Molecule: messenger RNA, 904 nt
Organism: Nicotiana tabacum (common tobacco)
Lineage: Eukaryota; Viridiplantae; Streptophyta; Magnoliopsida; Solanales; Solanaceae
Product: LOB domain-containing protein 12-like
Source: RefSeq, a predicted model, not a curated record
CUCAUUUCCGUAUCUCUCUCUCUCUCUUUCAAUAACUCAGAAAGAUAUAUAGAUGGGUGCAGCAGGAAACUCCCCAUGCGCUUCAUGUAAGCUGCUGAGACGCCGUUGUGCAAAGGAUUGUAUAUUUGCUCCUUACUUCCCUUCCGAUGAUCCUCAAAAGUUUGCCAUUGUUCAUAAGGUUUUUGGUGCCAGCAAUAUCAGCAAAAUGUUACAGGAGCUUCCGGUUAAUAAAAGAGCAGAUGCAGUGAGCAGUUUAGCGUAUGAAGCAAAUGCAAGGAUGAGGGAUCCUGUAUAUGGCUGUGUUGGUGCCAUAUCUUACUUACAAAACCAGGUUUCCCGACUGCAGAUGCAACUUGCACUAGCUCAAGCUGAGAUCCUUUGCAUCCAAAUGCAAUCACAAGAUCAUCAUCCAGCUAAUUUAUUGCCUAUGAGUCCACCAAUACAUGAUCAAUUAGUAGCUGCAGAUGAUGAAAAGUCAUUCUUGAACCUCUCUCACUACCUCAACAACUUUGAGUCCCACAAAUGUAAUUCAGAUAUCUCUCAAGAGGGAGUCUUUCUUUGGACAGGACAAUACUUAUAGUCGUUUUGUUUUCACCGCUUAGAUGGGAGCUUAGGAGCAACGGUAAAGUUGUCUUUAUCUGACUUAUAAAUCACGGGUUCGAGCCACUGAAUCAACCACUGACCUAUAACCAAGCGUUAACACAAAAUACUUUAUGCGCCGAGGCUUUUUUUUUCCUUCACUUAGCAUUAAUUUUUACCCCAUUGUACUUUGUCUCUUUCCCUCUUAGUUGAAAUGAGGAUUAGAGAAUGGAGGGUUUUUGUUUUUUCUACUAUAUGUAUGAACUAAGAUAAUUAAUGUAUUACAGUUAAACUAAAGAUAAUAUUUAUUAAUUUUUCUGGAGAA